AUGCGUCGUCAUUCAUUAGAACAUGAUAGCUUAGGACAACAAAUUAAAUCGGUAUUCACUUCACCUACACGAAAAUUUCUUAAUUUCAAAAACAAUAGUGACAAUUCUAAUAGUAAUCUUCAUUCUAAUCGACAAACACGACGUGUUAGUGUACCAGAACACAAAUAUUCAGAUAAACUCGACAAUUAUACUGAACUUGAUACUAUUGAUGAAGUAAGUGUACAAAUAUUAAAUGGUCGACCGCGUCUAUUUUCAACACCUGAAAAACAAGAUCUUGAAACAAUAUAUGAGAAUGAAGCUAAUGCUGCAGCUGGUAGUUUUGAUCAAACUGAUAUAGAUCGAUCACAAUCGCCGAGUAAAACAAAUACUGAUUCAACAUCAAAACGAGCUCGAUUACAAGCUUUAUUGCCUUUACGUAGUAGUGGGAAUGAUAAAAAAUCGAAUUUAGUUGGAACUAAUUCUAUUGGAGUAGUGUCUCAUACAACAAAUAAUACUUCCGGUCCUGGUGGCGGCGCUACUGCUUCUGCUGCUGCUGCUUAUACUGAAACAAAUAGUGGCUUUGAUCAACGAAAUGUUGUUGCUUCUCUUGCUCCAUAUGCAAAUACUACUGUGCCUACUACUUCAUCAAGAUCACCACCUGGAAAAUUUAAUUUAACAAGUUCUACAUCGCCAUCAUCAAUGAAAGAACAUGUUAGUCGACGCCCUCGUUCCCAUUCAAAAACUGAUGCGCAAUCAGUACCUGAAAAAUCUCUUUUUCAAAAAUUAUUUGCAAGAAAAACUAAAAAGCCUUUGGGAGCAUUAAUAACAACAACAACAAAAUCAAUUGAUUUAGAUGUAAAUAAAAAACGGCAAAAUCUUAUUACCCAAUCAUCUUUAGUAAAAGAUAACUCACGAUCAACCAUCAAUGAAGAAGAAGAAGAACUUGAUGAUGAUGAUCCAAAUGCUUCUACUGGUUCUUUGUCAGAUACGGAUACUCUUGAUGAAAAAGAUGAUGUUAUAAAUACUAACCUUAGUUCUAGUAUAACUCUAACUGGAAGUAGAAAAAAUAGUAGUUCUGACAAAAAGUCAACUGCUACUCAAAAUUAUAUGACAUUACCGGCAUCCGAUUCACAAUAUUAUGCAUCAAUGUCAUCGGCACCGACGGGCUUUUCGAUUUCUUAUCAUAAGUGUUUAACAAAAGGUAAUGAUGAUCUUCGAAUACAAGCAGCACUCGGUCGACUUCAACAACAAAAUAAAAAAGGAACUGCUGCUGGAGCAGAUCAUUUAAUGUCGCUUUUUCAAGAUCCAAAUAGAAGUGGAUCACAAAGUCCAACUUCUAUGAGUGGUACAACUCGAAUUAAGACAUUUUCUGGUCAAACAAUAAUUACUCGAAAUAGUUCAUCAUCAGAUCAACCACCAACAUAUUGUAUUCGUCCAUCGUCUGUUUCACCUACUCAUGAUCCUGAUGAAGCAUUCAUAAGUGAUGAUGAAAUUUAUACACAUUUUAUGAAAUAUAACACAUGUUAUGAUAUAAUGCCGAAAAGUUCUAAAUUAGUUAUAUUUGAUACUCAAUUGGCUGUAAAAAAAGCUUUUUUUGCUCUUGUUUAUAAUGGUGUACGUGCAGCACCAUUGUGGGAUACAAAACGACAAAAAUUUAUUGGCUUAUUAACAAUAACAGAUUUUAUUCUUAUACUGCAAAAAUAUUAUAAAGAACCACAUGCUAAAAUUGAAGAAUUAGAAGAACAUAGAAUUGAAACAUGGAGAGAGGUCUUACGUGAAUAUGAAAAACCUUUGCUAUAUAUUAGACCAAAUGAAAAUUUAUUUGACGCAGUACGUAUUUUAUUGGAAAAUCAUGUUCAUCGAUUACCUAUUAUUGAUCCAAUAACAAGUAAUGUUAUAUUUAUUUUAACCCAUAAACGAAUAUUAAGGUUCUUUUAUUUAUACAUUUAUGAUUGGCCACAACCAUCAUUUAUGUCUAAGACAUUAGAAGAAUUAAAAAUCGGAACUUAUGAUAAUUUAAUUAUAAUUGAAGAAACUACAACAGUUAUUGAAGCCUUAAAUUAUUUUGUGAAAUAUCGUGUAUCAGCACUGCCUGUUGUUGAUAAAAAUCGAAAGUUAGUUAAUAUUUAUUCGAAAUUUGAUGUUAUUGGUUUAGCACCAGACAAAAGUUAUCGAAAUUUAAAUAUGACAAUAAAUGAAGCAUUGUCAUAUCGAAAAGAACGUUUUGAAGCUGUUUCUAAAUGUUAUAAACAUGAAUUAUUAUCAACAUGUAUGGAACGUAUUGUUAAAGCUGAAGUACAUCGUUUAGUUAUUGUUGACAAUGAUCAACAUGUUAUUGGUAUACUUUCAUUAUCUGAUUUACUUUAUUAUAUAGUUAUACGUCCAACUAAAUCCGAACAUACUACAGCAUCAAAAACAGUAUCAGUACCACCUACAACUAAAUCUAAUCGAGAAAUAGAAUAA
This is a messenger RNA of Rotaria sp. Silwood1, 2442 nucleotides long. The record is from the annotation of a GenBank genome assembly. Lineage: Eukaryota; Metazoa; Rotifera; Eurotatoria; Philodinida; Philodinidae.